CCUCAAAAGCGACAAAUCCUUAGCAACACAAACCCCGCGCAAUAGUUGCAUUAAAUAAGAAAGAUGGAGUCGCCUAUGCCGACCCCGAUUCAGGAUGAAUCGACUGUCAAGAAAGAAGAACCCACGACAUCCAAUGAUGUUGAAAUGACCGAUGCGCCAGAAGCAGAAGCCGAAGCAGCUGCUGCGAAGCCAGACACAAAAGUAACGGAAAUAGCCCCAGAGCCAGUUGGCUCCCUUGCGACGGCCCACGGUGUUACAAAGGAUGGAUAUACUGUUAUGAAUGAGGUGGUACACAAAUUGUCUGAAUAUCGCACUGAAGAGUAGGUCAACUGAGUCGGCGCAUUUAUUUUUUCAAAAGAUAUGCUAAUAUAGUAUUAGUGGUUACGACAUUUCACAGCUAUUUCAGCGCAUGCUCAACAAGAGGUUUCUACCAGACUACUUCGAGGUGAUUAAAGAACCUACUGCAUUUAGCACAGUUAGGGUAUGUAUUUCUUACCUAGAAAUGCGCACGAAUGAAUCUAAUGACACCUCGGUAGCAAAAAAUCCUUAAGAAACAAUACAAGAACUUUAGAGAAUUCGUCCGCGACUUCGCCCUUAUAUCACAUAAUGCGCAAGUUUACAACCGCCCGUCUGCAGCCGCAUAUCACGACGCCAUUGCGCUUAGAGAGUUGUUCAAGAAGGAAAUGCAACAAUUGGUAGAUGGAAAGGUUCUUACUGCGGAGGAAGUAGAGCUGCCUGAUCUUGGGGAGCUCCCACCUGUCGAAGAUUCACCACCACCGGGCCCGGAAGACGAAGAACAGGAGGAUGAUGACGAGGAUGAUGAAGAGGAUGAUGAGGAAGACGAUUCGGACGAUGACGGCGCAAAACGAAAGUACAAACGUAAAAAUCGACGUUCGAGCAUGAACAGGCGAGACGGGGGCGAUGAAACUGUAAAAGAGCCUGAAGAGCAGAAGAAGCGCGGUAGGCCACCUAAGGUGCAUACUCCAAUGGAAGCUCGCAUAAAUAAUAUCCUAAAAGGAUUAAGGAAAUUCAAAAAUCCUAGAGGAGAGCUCAAAAUUGCACCAUUCGAGAGACUGCCCGAUAAGACCAACAUGCCAGAAUAUUACCAGGAAGUUAAGGCUCCAAUGGCAAUGGAUCUUAUCAAAAGGCAGGCAAAGCGCAAGAAGUAUGAAACUGUGGGUGAAGUUCUUAAAGAUAUAGAGCUCAUGUUUGAUAAUGCCAAGGCAUUUAAUGAGGAGGAUAGUGAGGUAUACAACGAUGCAGUGUUCCUUCAAAAUGAAGCUAGGGCUCUUGCUGAACACGAGAAGAAUAGACCAGAUGAAGACUUUGCUUCCGAAGAUGGACGAAUUCCCCUGAAAGAAAUACUUUAUAAAGGCGAGGUGUGGAAGGUUGGCGACUGGAUCCACAUAAUUAAUCUUAACGAUGUUACGAAGCCAGUAGUUGGGCAAAUAUAUCGAACCUGGCGGGAUAUCGAAGGACAGGACUGGAUUAAUGCUUGUUGGUAUUUACGGCCUGAGCAGACAGUUCAUCGCUAUGACAAGCAUUUUUAUGAGAAUGAGGUCGUCAAGACUGGACGCUAUAUUGAUCAUAAGAUUGAUGAUGUUGUCGACCGUUGCUUUGUCAUGUUUUUUACAAGAUACUUCAAAGGACGUCCUCGUAAUUUCCCUGCAGACAAGGAGAUUUAUGUUUGUGAGGCGCGUUACAAUGAACAUGCAUUCAAGCUCAACAAAAUCAAAACCUGGGCUAGCUGUGUACCAGACGAAGUGAGGGAGAAAGAUUAUGAAAUGGACCUCUUUGACACUCCAAGGCCUAUGAAAAAGUUUCCAAGCCCGAUUAAGCAUCUACUUCGUGAUGAUGCGACAGAACAUGACGAAACACCAAAGCCUACACUUGGCGUAAAAGGGGCGCCUCCUAUUGUCGGAGCUGUGCAUAAACUGCCUCGUGCCGAAAAUGUAAGUGUUAUCCCUUAAGAUGUGCCAGUCUGCAUAUUCUAACAUUAUAAAGGACUCUCCUCCACCAUCGCCCACUCCACCUCUGACAUCUCCUCUACCAAAUCCGGAACCAAUUCGUCCUCCGCCUCCGACCGAUAGACCUAGGUUCGAUUCGCAGGGUGACAUCUCAAUGACUGGAACGACUCCAAGCGCUACCGCCUCGCCCAUGAUCAGUCAGCACUCAACUCAACCAUCAUACACGCAAUCUUUUGCACAAGCUCGCCCGUCUGCCUCCCCAGCACCACCUCAGCAUACUCAUUCAUACAGCUCGCACGGAACUGCGCCAGUUGUACCCCCAACUCCAUCAUAUCAAGCAAGCACUUAUAACCAUCAUACUACCACAACUCCAACCGCUACACAUCACCACUCAAACCCACUAGCCAACUAUCAAAGUUAUCACAGCAGCAGUACACCACGCGUUGGUGGCGCUAGUUCAAAUUCACAUGUCUCGCAUGGUAACGCAUAUAAUCCACCACGCGCCAUUGAAGUCUACACACUACCUGAUGCUGCCAAUUCCUCUAUCCCAGCCGAUGUUCGAUCGCAAUUUCACACAGACGAAUUUGGUAGGAUCAUUUUCUACACCUCACCACCCAUGGAUUACAAUCCAAUUCCGGAUGAGUCGCAAGGUCUAGGACAUAGCUUGAAGUAUCUAGCCAAUAAAGUGCGACGUAAGGAAGAGCUGGAGAAGAAACGCAAAAACCGUGAAGUCGAGCUGGAAAUCGAAGCUAAGGAAAGAUUGAAGCGUACGAAAGCUGAGGCCGAAGUUAGAAAGCAAGCUGUACUUGAUACUCAAGUUAAGUCUAUCAAAAUCUGGACCGAAAAUUUGGAGAAGGGUACGGGGGUGCUCUCUAAACAGUUAAAUAAUGGGCUUUAAGGGGAAGUUGAUGGCCUUGGGGUGCGAACGAAUUCCGCGAAUCGUUGAACACAAAUUAUGGUUCUGAUCAUGCGAGUGAUGUACAGAAACGGGAGGUACCACGGAAAACAUUACAGACAAGUAUUGUAAUGAGGCUAGAGAAAGACACUAAAAAAGCUCAGACUUUGAAUGUGAAGUCAGAAGAACGAGGAGAUGAGGGACACUAGGACAAACAAAGAGUGGCGUUUGUGACAUGAAGAUACAAGCUUUCACUGGCGAAUAAAUGAAUGAUAGUUGUUUGGCGGGGUGUUUUGGCGUUAGUCGAUUGAGAGCAUUGAUUCAAACGAACGCGGUUUCUCAAAUUGUUCAUACCCAGAGGAGCUUUCAUGGAAUUGCUUCGUUAGAGCGGGAU
Messenger RNA from Sclerotinia trifoliorum, 3256 nucleotides. NCBI's taxonomy places the organism in Eukaryota, Fungi, Ascomycota, Leotiomycetes, Helotiales, Sclerotiniaceae. The record is from the annotation of a GenBank genome assembly.